Messenger RNA from Perca fluviatilis (European perch), 5814 nucleotides. It is a transcript of the gene jcada, whose product is annotated as junctional cadherin 5 associated a. NCBI's taxonomy places the organism in Eukaryota, Metazoa, Chordata, Actinopteri, Perciformes, Percidae. The transcript has 5 exons. Gene Ontology annotation, biological process: positive regulation of blood vessel endothelial cell proliferation involved in sprouting angiogenesis. The record is from RefSeq and is a predicted model, not a curated record. The coding region runs from base 451 to 5379 and encodes 1642 amino acids. Gene Ontology annotation, cellular component: adherens junction; ruffle membrane.
CUCUGUGUGUGUGUGUGUGUGUGUGUGUGUGUGUGUGAGUGUGUGUGUUUUUAUGUCCACGUCCCGUGCGGGCGGCUGAGGAGGCGAGCUGCUGCUGUGAGGAGUGCACGGAGGUUGAGAGUCGCAUCUGCUCUGCGUUCAACAUUUCCAGCGGUCCCUCAACUUGCCAGUCAAGCCAGCUACCGAUCUCCUGUCCGGGCUGUCCCCUGCUUCCUCUGCCGGCAUUAGAGGAUUUAGGACCACACUGUGGCACUUUCGCGGACGCGGCGUUAGAAGUGAUGGCCUCAGCUGCGCAGCUGUGCCGGUGAUCCUGCCGCUGCACGUAGGGAAGAAGCAGAGACGCCUUGACAACCGACCUACCUUCCUCUCUCUCUGUCAAAACAAAAAAAAAAAAGGCGGAGAGAGGAAAAAAAAAGAAAAGAAAACACACCAGCAUAAACAAAUGCGACCAUGUACAGCGUGGAGGACCUCCUCAUCUCUCAUGGAUACAAGCUGCCCAAGCAUACCACCUCCUCCUCCUCCACCCCUACCCCAGCCCCCGCGUCAUCGUCCCGCCAGGCUCCCUCGUCCUCGCCGCCGUCCUACAGCAAACACCAUGAAAUCCUGGAGAACAGGCCCGGCCCCAGGACAGUGAACGGGUAUGAAAGAGGUCCCGGGAUGCCCUAUGGCAACGGUGGUGGAUCCAGGCAGCCUCAAGCGUAUGGCAGCGGCUGUCCCAACAACAACAACGAAGCCAGGGACAGAAGCUUGUCCAGGCGGGAGGGCGAGGGCCGGGGCCAAAUUGACACCCACUCCUUGGGAGAGUCGCUGACCUCAGACAGCGGGUUCUGUGAUGGCACCAGAGGUCCUCAGUCACAGUCCAAGGAUGUGUCCUACUGGAGGAGACGAGGCCAGGACUUCGCUGUGCUGCUGGACUAUGCUGACCUCAAAGAGCCCCAUGGAGGAGGCCAUGUGGGUUACGGAAGGCCAGAGGGGUCUCAACAAGCAAGAGGCCAAGAGUUGUCUGCAGAGGAGCGUCAGAGGGCAGCUCAGGAGAGGCAGCGCUGGGCAGCCCAGGCCCAGGCUCAGGUGCAGGCUCAGGCCCAGGUCCAGGCUCAGGCCCGCUCUAGAGAGAGGGAAGCUGCUCUCCAUCAUUGGAGGAUGGCGAGUGAGAGGAAGUGCCAGAGCCUGGGGACAGAUGAGUGGCGUCCAGCUGUGAGCUUUGGCCGCCAGCUUUCACAGAGUGAGGGUGAGCGUUGGGCACAGGAGCAGCAGCGGCUCCAAGCCAGGACACCAGAGGGUAUGGUAGUCCAUCCCAGGACCAAAGCCAAAUCCCAGUCCCUGCCCAGGAUGCUGCAGCCUGAGAGCCUGCAAUAUGUGGACAUAGACUCGUCCGGCCUGGAACUGUACAGGCGGGUCAAUGGUCACCCACUGUCACACCACGACCUUUACAGGGCACCCCGCUGGCCGGAGAAUGGCAGGCCGGCUAGCGCCAACCAACUUUUAAUGACACCAAAGCCCCGCUUCACCCGACCCCCCAGACCUCCCUCUUAUGAGAUGCACCAGCAGAUCAGGGGAAGCUGUGAGAUGUUGUCCGGGAGAGACUCAGUGAUUCCUCAGGCCAGGGACAGAACUCCACUUCCAAUAUCAAGGACAGAUGACCCUCAACUGGACUAUUUUACACAGGACUCUGGACCUCCAGGAUACAUCCCUCCCCCAUCAUAUAAAAGAGCUCCUAUAAUGGGAAUCGGGCGCCGGGGAUAUGGUGAAAUUGCUGUUGACUACAGGUACAGAGGGGAUGUGUACCAGCAGAUACAGGUGGCUCCAGAUGGAUCUCAUUGGUUCACCAGACAUCCAGCCUGUUCCUGGCCGGAUCCCCAGAGAGAAAGGAGCAUGUCCAGCCAGAAGCAGCUUUACCCUGUAUAUACUACCAAGGAGCGCCCUGGUGGAGGGAUCCAAUAUAUCCCCUUUGAUGACCCCCGCAUCCGCCAUAUAUCCUCAGCCUUGGGUGGCAACUCCCUGACGGAUGCUGACAAGAUCCGGCACAUCCGCAACGAGCUUCCCAGCGUCACCGUGUCGGAGCCUGUAUCCAACGACAGUGCCUUUUUGCCCCCGCCAUUGGGGCCUUUCAUCGCUGCCAAACUGGCCGAUGAUGUUAACCAGACGUCUUCUAGCAACUUUGACAAUGAUAAUAACAGGUGGCACAGUGAUUUGCACAAAGAGGCUGUCGAUAACUUCCCAGCAACUGACCAAAACUGCAACAACAGAUAUCCCAAAAACCAACGUCCUCCUUCAUCUCCCUCUUCAGCCUUCCAGGCCCCAUUACCAAGAUGUUCUUCUCGCCAGGGGUCCAGCUCAGAUCAGGUCUUUGCAGAAACCAUCACACAAGUGAAGAAAAUUGUCCCAGAUUCAGGGCCAGAGAACACUAAGAGAAGAGUGAGCGAGACCAUCUUCUGCCUUGUGUCCGUCCCUGUUCACACACCGACUAACAUUAGCAAAGACUUAGCAGCAGAUCAGAACAACAAUGAGACAAUAGCAAGUCUGACUGUCACCAACACAAACACUUUCGCUGUAGGCCUCAAAGAGAGCCCCAACGUACGGAGCAAGUCAGUGAAUGAGAUGCCCAUCCAACACCACUACUCUCACUUUCACACCAGCAGCAUGUCCUCAAUGAGGAACUACAAGAGGGCUCCUCUAAGGAAGGAGAUAAUAGAUGCCUGGGCCCUUCAAGCCAGUGAAGACAAAGAGUUGUGCUAUGCUGGGUCCUGGCCUGGAAACCAGUACCGAAACCAGGAAACACAGACUGGCUCACCUUUGACGGUGGUGAAAAUUUCAGAACCUCAGAGUCCCCCUGGCGGACAAGAGCCUGCUCAGUCUGUCUCGGACACAACCACAGACAGUGGUGUCGGGACAGACAGUAGCUCCUCUUAUGGUUACCCCAUGGCAGGCCAGAAAAACCUUCAUCCCUCCAGCAACAGCGCCUUCUCCCGUCUUAGCCUCAGCCCAACACAACCGACAUCCCUUCUACCCUCUCAACAAGACCCAUUCUCCCCAUCAACAGCCCAGGAUCAGGGAGAGCAGCCAUGUUCCCCCAGGAAGAGCAACUCCAGUCCUCCGGAGAGUACAGAACAAGUGAGCUUUGGGCAGUUUCUCUUAAAGCCAGUGAACCGACGACCCUGUGAUGCCAUUGGUGAACUGGAGACCAUUAAUAAGGAGAUGGAAGACACAAUCAGCAAGAGACCCAAUGUGGGUCACUGCAUUGACGAUCUAGAUGGGGUGAAUAAGAGAUUAGACCGGUUUAAAUCAGGAGCACAUUUCACUGCUGGUCCAGAACCAGGCAGGGAAGCAAUCAGUCUUCCACCAAUGCACAUAGAAAAACCCAACAACAUAAAAGUCAGAUCAAAGUCCUUUGCUUCUACCGCUGAUCUAGACUCUAUGGACAUGAAGAGUUCUUUUUCCAGACUACAGGCUAACAACAUAUCACCAAAAAAUGAGCUAUCUAUACUCUCCAACCCAGGCCCCAGAGACAGUUGCCUCCUGCCCUCACUAGCCCCACACAAUGAGUCAGACCGGCUCUAUAGACAGGACAUCCCAGUGCCUCAAGAGUCCUUGCUGAGGGAUGUCGGGUUAACCGUUUACACAGAGACUCCUGGUGGUCCUGGGGAGCCAAUGCAGCGCUCACUCUCAGUCCCCCCUCCGCUCGAUCAUAAGGAGCUUAGUCAGUCAGUGCAGCUCUCGUGUGAGAGCAGGACAGCACUUGUUAAAAAUAGUGGUAGCCCCGAGCACAAUUCAAAUAAAGAGCUUCAAGCUGAGGUUGAGACUGAGAGAAAGGCUAAAUCAGACAAUGUUCCACGAUUCAGGGGUGAGGUGAAUUUAAGCAUCUAUAGAACCAGGAGUGAAGGCAGCAGAUCACCUCAGAAAGAGGUUUCUCCACAUAUCACCAGGCUGACCAGGGGGGUUUCUUUUGUGUUGAAGGAUGAUGAUGGCAAUGGGAGAUACGCCAUCUCUGAGCCUCUGACCUACAAGAAUGAGUCAACCAUUGCAGAUAAGCAUCUAGAGAACUUACUGAUUCUGGAGAAAGCCAAUUCUUUACCUGCAGAAGACCUCAGCAACCUGUAUGAGGUUAAAUGCGCAAAAGGUAUCCCUGAAAACGAGUCCAUCGAGCAGAGGGCUGCCAGAAUUCUGGGUAUUGCUGUUCCAGUGGAGGCCUUGGGAGUGGCUGACAAACAGUGCGAGGACAACCAGGACGAUAUGGAUACCACUGUAGUUGAUAAACUACAAAGUCCAGGAGAAGAGACACAGCAGGUGAUAGGAGAGUGUGAGCAAGUCAAAGAUGAGUCCCUUGUCCAGGGAGCAGAGACAGAGGAGGUUAAGGGGACAGGCUCAGUAGUGGACCACGAAGAAGAAGGAGACAGACAAAAGCACAGCAGCAACCACAGCGAUAGUGAAAACAACGAGGAUACUGAGAUUCAGUCCCUGGUGGUACUGGAUCUGCCCGAGUUCCCACCUCAUAAGCUUCCCCUAUCCCUCCCUGUCACCCCUGAUGACGAGCUAGCACUUAGCAUGUGCAGUGUGGAGAGGAGGGGGCGAGGUGGAGCAUGCAAACUAAUCGAAUCCCUGCAAGAAAAGCUAAACUCCUCCGCUUCUUCGUCUGCUUCAUCCCUGGGCAGGUCAACCCCAGACAGAAUGGCCCGUCUGAAAGAGCUGGACUCAGUGUCUCGAAUAAGGCGCCUCAGCCUCAAAGGUUCAGAGUCUGGAGGAGAAGUUGAUUCUGAGGAUAGGGAUGGUGACAGAGAGGAGAGCCAAGUUCAGGAAGUAACAAAGGAGGAAGUUGUAGAGCAACGAGAAGAGGAAGAGGAUAAGAAACUGGAGGAAGAAGGAGGGAAGAGGGAGGAUAACCCAGAAACACAUGACAAGUUGGGAGAUCCUGAAGAAGAUUGUAAACCUAAAGCAAAUGAAGGGAUAUGUGAGGAAGAGCAAAGACAAGAAGAGGAGGCAGAAGAGAUGAAUGUUGAGAUUGCACUAAAAGCGGAAAAUGAAGGGAGUAAAAAUGUAGAUGGUGAAUUAAAAUCGGAGGAGUCAGAAGGAGAAGUGGAGCUUGAAAUUGUGGAGGAUGGUAAAGAAAAGCCUUUGGCGGAGGUAAAAGAUGGACAUAAUACAGCCGAGAUCAGCAGAGCUGAGGCGACACAAGAAGCUGGCAGAGAAAAGUUGCCCAAACCAAAGCAGCGCACCAGGCUGCAGAAGCCUCCUUUGCUUCCUAAACCUCGCAGCGUUCCCAAGAGAGAAAUAACGCUGCCUCUGAGCUUCAGCACUGGGACCUGUGGUCCCUCCAAUAUGGAGGAUGAGGAGAUGCUCUCUGUCUCAGACUCCUACGACCCCAGUCGAGUGGAGAGAGUGUAACCUCAGUGGAAAUCUGUCUGUUCUCAAGUUAACAGCUUUUUCCCCAACAACAAAGGCUUUCAUCUCGCCUCACCGCUUAGUCAGCCGUGACCCCUCCAAUAUUGUUGCGCAUUCCACUGAACUGACUGUCCUGGUGCUGCGAGAGCAUUUUCUACAGCCAAAUAAAGGCCCCCGCCGGUCCUAAUUCUCCAGGCCUUUUCAACCUCAGCGUCCUCGUCCUUCCAUUCUCUCCGCCUCUCCAAAUGUUCGUUUGCUCAAGCAAGCGGAGGACUUCCUCCUUUUGAAGUUGUCUUUUUUGGGGGGGAUUUUUGGAAAAAUGCAUGUCAUUAUUCCCGUCUGCACUUGGGUUCCUUCUCGAGCUUCGGUGUUGAAAAAUGAAUGUAAAAGUGCUUCUGCUCAACAAACAUAAGAAAUGUAAUAUGUAAAAAAAAAAAA